GCAGUGGCAAAUCAGCCCCUCUCUUAACGCUUCCGUUAAUAUUUAACAGUUCACCCAUCAGCCGUUCCCCUAGGUCUAACGUGGCCUUUUUUUUGCUGAGAUGGAGGUGCCACCUGGACAAAUACCUCAAUCCAACCCCAAAAUAAAAGCCCAUAUAACCUGCUCCAUUCUUCAACAGCUUAACAACCUUGUUAACCCUUGUUUUGUUCUCUUCGAGGAGCCCAAGCAAAGAUGAAGAAAGGGGAAAUCCAGGGAAAGAAGAUGCAGAACUGUGAGCUGUGCGAAGGCGCCGCCGGAAUAUACUGUGAGUCCGACCAGGCGAGUCUGUGUUGGGACUGUGACGGAAAAGUGCAUGGCGCGAACUUUCUGGUGGCAAAGCACACGAGGAGUCUUCUCUGCCACUCCUGUCAAAGUUGCUGAAUUUGUGUAUGAGAUUUCUUUGGUUUAUGGUGUUUUUGCUCUCUUGUUCUGGGUCUCUUUAGUGGUUUAGAUGGUUAAUGCAAUUCUUUGCUUGUUUGCAUUUUCAUUUCUAUUGUUGGACCUAAUCUUAUGGUUCACCUCUUUAUUAGGAAUGUUAGGCAAUGGGAACUCAGUCCCAAAUUGAGAAUGCGUAUGAUUGAGAUGCUUCUAAUUGAUUCUGCUAUUUUUUUUUCUUAAUUAAUAUGCUUCUAAUUUGCUGAUCAAAUAUAUACAUGUAGAGAGAGAGAGAAACGAUCCAUACAUUUCCUUCUACAUUUAUCUGCUUCUGCAAUUUAUCCAUACUUUACCUUCUGCAUUUGUUUUACUAAAAUCAACUAGACCCA
Molecule: messenger RNA, 803 nt
Organism: Rubroshorea leprosula
Lineage: Eukaryota; Viridiplantae; Streptophyta; Magnoliopsida; Malvales; Dipterocarpaceae
Source: the annotation of a GenBank genome assembly